AUGAUUAACAAAUCUACUGCACCAGGAGAAGAUGCAUAUGGAGAGUGCUCUGUAUGGCGCGGUGAUGAUGGCUGCCUUGGUGCUGCAUCCACAGUUCCAAGUAAACGAGUUAUCCUUAUCCGACUUUGUAACAAGUUGAACACCGAAAAUGUAGAAGAUGAUAAGAUGACGGUCAUGGCUAUUGAGCUACACCGACGGUAUCAAGAGCCUGACGAUAUCGUCUGCUUGGAAAAUAUAGGAAUCGCGGAAGAGAACUUGGAACAAGAAGACUCAUCACCCACCGAAAUAGCGGACCCACCGGUUCUCCAGGAUUUUAUCUUGCUACAGAGUCUGAGCCUACUUGUCUGCGACGGCCAUAUCCGCUUUAUUUACUUAUGGCGUCUCAAAAGUAGCCCAGCUCCGAAAACUGUCACCGAGACGUCAGUAAUUUCGCGCGGAGCGGUCCCACUGGCGAUCUCACGUGAUCACCUGAAGUCCCGCGCCACUGGGGAGCCAGAGAGUCAAGCCUCAGACUAUCAACCGGUGAACGCGUUGGAGAAUACACAGGUGAUAAGUUCGGCUCACGCAAAGUAG
Opisthorchis viverrini is the source of this 573-nucleotide messenger RNA. RefSeq lists its product as hypothetical. The record is from RefSeq and is a predicted model, not a curated record. The coding region runs from base 1 to 573 and encodes 190 amino acids. The transcript is spliced from 4 exons. NCBI's taxonomy places the organism in Eukaryota, Metazoa, Platyhelminthes, Trematoda, Opisthorchiida, Opisthorchiidae.